This is a messenger RNA of Nycticebus coucang (slow loris), 6122 nucleotides long. RefSeq names its product G2 and S-phase expressed 1 (gene GTSE1). The coding region runs from base 424 to 2604 and encodes 726 amino acids. Gene Ontology annotation, molecular function: microtubule binding. The transcript is spliced from 11 exons. Gene Ontology annotation, cellular component: cytoplasmic microtubule; microtubule cytoskeleton. Lineage: Eukaryota; Metazoa; Chordata; Mammalia; Primates; Lorisidae. The record is from RefSeq and is a predicted model, not a curated record.
GUGGCCGCGCGCUGCCCGAAGCCGGGCCUGGGCUCUAGCUGGGGCCGUAGCUGUGCCCCGGCGCUCUGGCCCGAGAGCCGCGAGUUCCGCUAUCUCGGUCGGACGGCCUUUAGGUUUGACCUGCCGGCCGCAGUACCCGGCAGCUCCCGGCCUGGCGGCGCUGAGGUCUCUGAGACCCUUGAGGACACGAUCUUUCAGGGUGGCCCCCGCGCCGCCUUUUGCUCUCCCUGGCUGGGCCACGACCUUCAGCUCUCGGCCCCCGCUGAGUCGCAGCGGCUCACGCUGCUGAGCCAAGGGGUGAAGGAACCUGGCACCUGCUCACCUUUGGGGCCCUUCCUCCCCGCAGUGACUUCCCGACACCUCUCCGUGGAAGGAGGCGGCGGCAGCAUUGUGCCUUCAGCCAGCCAGCCAGGAGAAGCGAAGAUGGAUGUUCCUAGAAAGGAAGACAUUCGUCUUUUGGCCGAUGAAAAAUUUGACUUUGAUCUCUCACUGUCUUCUUCAAGCGCAAAUGAAGAUGAUGAAGUCUUUUUUGGACCCAUUGGACAUAAAGAAAGAUGUAUUGCUGCCAGCUUAGAAUUAAAUAAUCAGAGUCCCGAACAGCCUCUUUUGCCAGCAUCUGAAAGUCGCUUCACUUGGAGCCCUCUCACUGGGGAGAAGUUUGUGGAAGUGUAUAAAGAAGCUCGCUUACUGGCUCUACAGAUAGAAAGCAGCAGCAGAAACAAGGUGGCUCAAGCUGCCGCGCCCGAAGACCCUUGUAGCCAAGAUGCAGAAUGGUUUAUACAGGAAACAAAAUUAAAAAUAAACCUCUUUGAGAAAGAAAAGGAAAUGAAGAAAAGUCCUAAGUCGCUUAAAAGGGAGACAUACUACCUUUCAGAGAGCCCUGUAAUGGGGCCGCCUCUGUCAGGGGUAUGGCCCCCUAGGGGUGAACCUCCACUGCCAGACUCAUCCCUAGUCCCACUGGGCUCUCCUGCCCAGGCUGGCCUCACCCAAACGCAGGGGCCACUGCACCCUUCUCGGCCUUUGCCAGGGGAAUCAAGGACUGCUCACGCUCCAAGUCAGGCAGUGCCUCAGAGAAAAGUCCCCAGCAAAUUGCAGCUGCCCAGAGCUUCAUCUGUCAGAGGAAGACACGUCCACUUGGCCGUGGAGACGACCAAGAAAGAGAUACCAGCUAGUCCUUCCAGGACAAAAACCCUGAGUGGAAGGGAAUGCCCCAGGGAUGUGCUCCCUGACAGACCUGCUCUGGGUGCUGCCAGCGGAAGCCACGUGGUCCAAGGCAAGCGAUCACUCCCUGUUCCAAGCAAGUUGGGGCUGAAGCAGACCCUGUUAAAACCACCCGGCUGUGCUGGCAAUCUUGCAAGGAAGUCUUCCUUGGGGUCUGUUUUGAGUGGGGCAUCCACCCUGUCUGCAUCUCCAGCAGUAGGCAAAGCUAAAUCAAGUGAAUUUUCAGUUAUUCCUACAAGCAGUUCCCAGCCUUUGUCACACAGCAGUACGUCAGUCCGAGCAGGACCUGCGGCGCUGCAGCCGUCUCUGCGGGUGGGGCCUGCAGGUACAUCCACCGGGCCGGCCACAUGUGUGGACUUGGAGCUGACAGCCGAGCAGCCCAUGAUGCCCCCCACAGCUUCUCCCACCCAACCCCAGACUCCAGAAGGUGGAGGUCGGAGCCUGGACUCUACUUCCAUUUUGUCAGAAUCUUCUCAACCGAAUAAGACUAGAAGCAUAAGAAGGCAAGAUGCCAAGACAAAGGUUACGCCUACUCCCACAAGUCAAUUUAAAAUCCCCAAGUUUUCUAUUGGUGAGUCCCCAGACAGCACAACGCCCAAGUUCCCACCAGCACAGAGGCCACAGUUGUGCACGUCAGUUGGCAGGGUCAUCGUGCACAGCACUCCCGUCAGACCCUCCUUGGGGCCAGCCGCACACAGCCUAAGCAGUGUAGGGAUGCCCGUCAGUAUGACUCGGAGGUCAGCCCUGCCCACACCUGCCAGCCGGCGCCUCUCCAGCCUGUCACUGCUGGCCCCUAAAUCCAUGCCCAGGGCCGUGGCUUCUCCCCCACGUGUGGCUACUCGGCGACUGUCCUCUGAGCCCCGGAAAAAAUCUGCAGUGAGAACUGAAGGAACAAGGGAGGACAACUGGAGGGCCGAUGCCAGGCAGGAAGACCUGUCACCUGACCGGAGUCUGUCUCCUCCGUCCAGUGUCCCUCAGGCACUUAACUUUUCUCCUGAGAAAAGUGAUGUCAGUUUUUCAAAAAGCAUCACCACAGCAGCAACUCCUGAUGAAGCAAAGCCCAGUGAGGAUGCAGCCCCUAGUGAGGCUCUUCUUAUAGAUACCAGACUGGACCUGCUGACUGCCACGCCCAGGGUUGAGAGCGCAGUCCUCGCUGACCCCCCUCUCAUCGACUUGGGCAGUACUCCUGAGGCUGGGGAGCCCACGGGGCCUGAGAGCAGGCCUCUCAUUGACCUCCUGAUGAACACACCAGACAUGAGCAAAGAUGUCAUGGUGAAACCUCGACAGGCAGCAGGGCAGCUCAUAGACCUGGGCUCACCUCUGAUCCAGCUGAGUCCCGAGGCUGACAAGGAGAAUGUGGAAUCGCCACUUCUCAAGUUCUGAGUGGACAAAGCCCUUUGUUAAAAGAACAGUCCAUCUUAAGGUGGUUUUCAACCCUUAGAAGCGUAUUUUAUUAGAAAUUUUAUUUGAAAAGGAAAAAAAAAAAGCCUGAAUACAUUUGCUGUGCCUGGCAGGAGUGGCACGAGCCUAUGGGGUUCAGUGCUGAUCCCUGAUGUCUCCACUGCCUGCAGCUGCCCUCCCUGCCGCUCUCCAGACUGAUCACAAAGCUGAAGUGACUCUAAAGGAAAAACUUUGUUUUAAAUCUUUUGUAUGUAAAAUGGCAAGUGGCUAUUUUAAGUUUGUAUAAAAAGUUAAAUAUUGUAGAUUUAAGUUAAUUGUAAAAUAAAGUGUAUUAAAACAUAUCUUGAUUUUUAAGCUUGUCUUUUUCAACAUGCAUAGCCAUUUUUACGCAAGACUACUACGCAGACUUUAAUGCUUUUAUAAAAGAAUUUCAAAUAUCAGUCUGAAUAAAAAUUGUUUGCAGGUCCUGGGCCCACCCCCAGACACUCUGGUCACUAGGUCCUCGGGGCAGGUGCAGGAGUCUGCACUGGUAAUAGGCCCCCAGAAGAUGCCCACUUGACAGCCCACAGACCACACACACAAGAGGCUGCUCUCGGGAGACAUGGGGACAGUAAGGGAUGAGGACCCGCUCCUCUGAACUCUAAGGCAGUGGACAGUGUCUGUCACCCAGGCCGUGCCCCAGGGGCCCUGUGGUGGGACAGACCUUUGGCUUCUAUGUCUACUAGCAUUCUACUACUAGAAUGCUACUGAGUGAAGUGCCUGACAGGGACAAGGGGAAGCCUGUUCUCUGCUUGGAGCCUCUAAUAUCUUUUAACACUGGCUGGCCUGGAAACCAGUUUGUAUACUUAUUUCCUUACGAGGAAGUUUCCCAUGGGGCUUCACGGAAGUGUGACCAGCUGCACUCCAGUGUUCCUGUAUCACACUGGGACCUCCCUCUCUGUGCAUAGGGCACUUUGAGCUUUCUGUGCAGCAGUUCUCAACCUGUGGGUCACGACCCCUUUUUAACAAUGAAGAUACACUGCAGCAUUAGGAAGGUUGAGAACCAGUUUUUGUGGUUAAGGUGACAAAUGUGAAAUUGCCAUUUUGACCUGUGACUCCUGUGGCAUUGAGUGUGGACAAGUGCAGUGGGCGUUAUGAGCCACCUUGCUGCACGUGUGGAUAGAAACUUUCCACCAACAAGAAGGGAGCUUCAAAGUCCUGCACUCUUGACACUGGAGUUGUCAGAGCAAGGCACCCUGGCUGUCACAUAGGCCCUGGCUGGCUGCAAAGAGGCCUUGCGCAGUGGGCUACAGGGAAUUCCAGAGUCCCAAAUGUUAGCAUCAGAAGGGUCUGCCUCUGGUCUGGCCCUUCACUUCAUGGGGCAAAAAAGCUAUCUGGAAUUGGAUUAAUUUUUUUCAACAAAUGUACUGGGACUUUACUAUGGGUCAGGCUGCAUUUAUGCUGGGAGUAGGAGUACAGCCGGACACAGAGCUCAUGCAUCCCCUAAUGCUUGGCAGUGGGGAGAUGUUAAAGCUCCAGUGAGUCUGUGAUAAUCCAAGCCGUGGCAGGAGCACCGGGCCUUCGCCCAGGGCCCUUUUCCUCCCCAUGCAGCCUUGGAUGCAGCCAGCUCUCCUUGGACCAAGGUGCUGUCAGACCCACAGAGUGCCCAGGCAAGACAGAAGAGAUCUGACUUUCAUUCUCUUCACAAAGAAGGGAAAAGGCCCUGAAGAGCUGGAGUUGGAGAGAGCAGCUCCUCUCCUGAGCCUUUAGCUGCCUUCCUCCUUGAGUCUCUCCAUCUGGUUGUCCCCGCUGCUAUGGCCCUGACAGAGCUCCUUCCAGGCGCUUCCUCUCCUGGCCCCCAUGCUCUCCAUCCACCACUCUGAUGGCUCCCUGUGAGAAACCAAAUAGUUAGCUGGAGACUAUGUUCCUGGACCCCUGGGCGCUGGCCACUUUCCCUUUACAGUGACACAAAGUGUACUGGCUGCAGCUAGAGGCCCAGCUUCAUAGGAUUUUUACAUUUCCUUAAUGUUGUGAGGCAAUGUCUUCCCAUUUUAUGUUUCUGACCUUGCUGUUGGCAGGCAGUCAUUGUCCUUGCCAUAGCUGGCCCACAGUGGGUCCGGAUUAUACACAAAGGGUUCUUAGAACUACAAACUAGCUAAAAACCACACAAAUCACUGAAAAAUAGCAGACAGCAUGUGCCAACGAAUCACGUCUAAGCCACCUUGUGGGAUGGCUGCGACUGGGAUUUAACUUGCCCGUCACAGACAUGCCCAGGAAAGGUGCAGCUUUCUAGACCAAGAAUAAAACUCUAGCAAUGCCAGCAUGGCCACAGCCUAGCGUCAGGGGUCCAGUUACUGAGUUCUUUAUCUCUUCUAGGAAAUCCAAGAUGAACUGCUACCCUGUUGGAUACUUUCCUGAUCCUUUGUUCUCCUGUGGCUCAAAGGAGUAGGGCGCUGGUCCCAUAUGCCGGAGGUGGCGGGUUCAAACCUAGCCCCGGCCAAAACUGAAAAAAAAUAAAAAAGCAGCCAUCCAUCUGUUUUCCCACAGGGGUCCUGUCACACGGCUCUCCUGCUUGCAGCUCACCCUUUACCUCCUCUUGCCUCAGCGGCUGGGACUCUCCCAUUGGCAGUUCCAGCUGUUCUUGGAAAUGGAGACUUUAGAGCAGCGGUUCUCAACCUGGAGGUCGUGACCACAAGGAACUGUAUUAAAGGGUUGCGGCAUUAGGAAGGUUGGGAACCACUGCUUUAUAGUCUUCUUCAUGUUACUUUAGUCCCAGGGAUCCUCAAACUUUUUAAACAGGAAGCCAGUUCACUGUCCCUCAGACUGUUGAAGGGCCAGACUACAGUUUUAAAAAAGAAAACUAUGAACAAAUUCCUAUGAACACUGAACAUAUCUUAUUUUGAAGUAAAAAAACAAAACAGGAACAAAUACAAUCACACUGCCUCAUGUGGCCCACGGGCCGUAGUUUGAGGACCCCUGGUCUAGACCCUUAGACUAUUCCUGUUCUCAAAACGAUUUGCUUUAAUAAUUAUCCACAUGGGAACACUUGUGUCCAUUGUUAACCUUUCAGGAAACUGGUAAGAAACUAACGUGAUUUUAAUGCCAAGCUUUGGUGUGUGAAUUAUCUCCCUGAUCCAAAACCACCUGCAUUUGUAGUGGCAUUUCCUCUUCCAAAUAUCUUGAACUGGUUUAAAUCUUCCAUGAAAUCAAUUUGGUAGAUUGCACCAGCUGUUUUAAAAAGUGAACAAGAACAAAGUAAAAAACGAGAGUACCUGGCACAUUCUACAAAGGGUAAGAGCUGUUUCAAGAAGCAUCUUCUUUAAAUUUACAUGUGUCUGCAUAGACAGCCACAUGUAACUUACACAUGUCUGCACAGAUAGCCACGCACUCUGGUACUGUGGGUUCAAGCUGAAACUCUGGGAGCUGCUCACUUAAAGGUGCCUGCGAUUUGAACACCACAUGACUACAGUGUUUGGUGUCAGUCCAAACCUCAGUCUUCUGCACCCUGCGUCACUGCUGGU